UAGGUGUGAAUGGCCCAUUUUUUUUUCUUUUUUCUUUUUAGGGACUUAAAAAAAAAGACCUCGGGGUGUCACAAAUUUCGAUCACACAAGGAAAUGAAAUAAUUUAGUUGCCUUGGGAAACUAUGAAAUUCAUGCCAGCUUUUCAGGCGUCCCAAGAUUCAGGUUGCUUUACAGGUAUAACUAAAUUGGUGGCAAAGUUAAGCAAUGAGUCAAACUCAUGCUAAAAUAUCCUAGGUCUAUUUUACUUUAAAGCAUUUUAAGCAUGCUUUACUUUGGAAGGCAUCACAAACAGCAACAUGCCAUCUUCCAGAAACAGUCUUAUAUGGGAACUACUAUAAGGACACAACCAUGAGCCACUAUCACACUGCUCAGAGCUCUCGAGAAUAUUCUGGAAGCAUCACCGUGAACGGCUGCUUCUCCGCAGGGGCGAGAAAUGAAAUUCAGCAGCAGCUUUUGGUAGGAGAAGCACGGUUUUUAUCUUAGAAAGCUUUUCUACUGGAAUGGGUUUACUGAGAGCUACAUUCCUCUGGAGUUUUAAAUCUGUGGACCGUUGAACAUUACUCCGCCUCUUUUGAAGUUACAAAAUACUUUGUUUCUGGGGUAAUAAGAAUAGAAAUUUCAGAAAAUUAAAUGCCUACAACUUCAGAUAACCCAGAUGACAUACAUGCAACAGCGUUCCACAUAGAAUUUAUUCAACCCAACCCCUUGCAUCUGAUUAAUCAAGGCACAGAAACUCCAAAUUUUGCACCAUCCCCCCUCCCAAAGUUGAGAAAAUGCAAGGGGUCUCGCUGCAGUUCCUGGGAUGUAUGGAGAACAACUUUGUUACAAGUGUAUCCAAUGUCCCCAGCACCAGGGACUUCUGGGGCUCUGCUCUUCCCGCUUCACUUGCUCCGCAGCUUCUAGAGGUGGCGGUUGUUUUCAUGAAGGCAGACCUUGCCAAGCUGGCCGACAAGAUGCUGCGCACCCCUAAAUGCUCGCGGUGCCGGAACCAUGGCUUCCUGGUGGCAGUCAAGGGCCAUGCGGGCAACUGUCGCUGGAAGCAGUGCACUUGUGACAAGUGCUACCUUAUCACUGAACGCCAGAAGAUCAUGGCCGCACAGAAAAUGCUCAGGAAGCAGGCCUCCGACGAGGAUCAGGAGCUAGCCUCCCGGGCCGAAGCUGUGGCCCCAGCGUCCAGCCUCCGCCCGCUUCCUCCGCCGGCCAGUUCUGGAGACCUGGAGCCGGGCCCUGAGGACCGCGCGGCCACCUACUUGCAGGAGAGACCACCGCACGGCCCAAGCCCUGGCCCCAGCGCCUUCCAGCCAGUUCUGGCCGGCGGCGGCCACACCGGUGCAGGCGAGCAAGCUGCUGUGGCCAUUCCGGGUUUCGUGGGGCCCCAGGUCGGGGCGGAGGCCACCAGCACGGGAGGUUCUGGCCACAUGGAAACACGUAGACCACUGCGGCCCAUUCCCGGCUCGUCAUUCGCCUUUGGUAAGACUCCCAGGCUCCAUGCAGCCUUCCUCUGCCAUUGGUUCCUCUCCAGGCUGCAGCCUCCCCGAACCCCAUGUUGGCGUCCCCGGAUGGGACUUUGGGGAGGGGGUGGGGAAAAUGCUUUCCGAAGUAAACUUGCUUUAAGAAAACUUUCUCUGAAUACGGAUUUGGGGGGAUUGGCCCGCGUGCACCCUCUCUUUGUGUUUUUCAUGCUGCCCUCAUUGCUUGCCUUCGUAGGGCUCUCUUUGAACAUCCACUCAGAUUCUGUGGUGGGGUCUGAGUACCUGGAGAGAGAUCCGUCCAAGCUGUAUCCCAGCUGCUCCAGCAUGUACCCCUAUCACCCAUUCCCGCUGGGCUACCAGGAUGUGUCCCCAGGCUUGGGGAUCCCUCUGCAGCAGGGCUUCCGGCACGUGUCCUACAGCCCCUACCACGGAGGAGGCUCGGUAUCGGAGCCAGGGGAAGACUUCCAGCCAAGCUACCCCACACCGCCCACCCUGCUGCCGCCGCCCACCCUGCUGCCACCACCACCACCGCUGUCGCCGCAGCCCCAGUUCCUCCCACCAGGCUUCCUCUCUGCGAUCCACUUCCUGCCGCCGCUGCCGCCGCCGCCACCACCAGCAUCCUUCUCACUGCCCAUGCAUUCUGAUACAGACCAGGAGACCGCUGAUGACCAGGAUGCAGAGGCGCCACGUGAGCCCGGCCAGCCUGCGUCUCAGGAGCAGUCCGACUAGGCCCGGGCCCUGGGCCUGCAGAGCGGGGCAGUGGGGGUGUGGCUGCCGAGGUGUUCUUGUCGUGUUCAGUGCUGUGCAGGGAGGGAGAGUAGUGAUAGACAUAAGAUAGAGUUAAUUCCCACUUCAAGAUAGGAGGAAUGAGGGUGGUUUCUAAGUUUCUCUAAAUCCUGAGAUGUGAGCUUGUACAGGAGAAGGGAGGAGGAAGUUCCCGGGGGAGGACCAGGGCUGCGAGAAGGGGGGCUGGUGGGAACUCACGUUUAGGAAUGAAUUUAACCAUCUCUGGGCUAUGCUGCCCUUGAUGAGACUCCCCCUUGGAGGCGUCCUUUGAUUUCCUCAGGCCCGCCCCCGACAGGAGGCGCCAUGCAUUUCGGCCUUCUGCCUUGGCCUGUCCCCAGCCGGGGGCAGCACGAACACCAGGCUUCCGGAGCGUCCAGGGGGGUGGUGCGAGCAGCCAGGACCAGGGCACUGACAGCAGGUUCUGGAAUGUCCUCCUUCGCUGCUCUGCCCCCCUGUGGCUGACCUAGCCACUGCCCCUUGCCCCUUCUCCAUGGGGCCCUGCCAGUAAGCAUUGUGACCACUGGGGCCGCUUCUCCUCCCCUCCAUAAAGUUUAAGCCACUUAUAGGCUUCAUUUGUAGUUUUUAAAAAAUCUAUUACAGUUUUAUUAUUUAGUGUUUUUAUAGUGCUUGCCAACUUAAAAAAGUGGGCCGUUUAUAAGCACUUAUGCUGUUCUCAGAGAAUGGAAUGGUGCUUCCAAAGUGCCUACGACAUCAGCAAUUUCUUCUCUGGGGACAGGUUGACUGUUGAAAUAAAAUGAGCAUGGAAAUCCCUGUGGAAGGCGUAUUCUGUCUAAACCCUUGUGGAAGGCAGUGUCGGGUGGAGAGGUUGGGGGCCUGCCGCCUGCGUCCAGUGUGU
Phyllostomus discolor (pale spear-nosed bat) is the source of this 3114-nucleotide messenger RNA. It is a transcript of the gene DMRTB1, whose product is annotated as DMRT like family B with proline rich C-terminal 1. NCBI's taxonomy places the organism in Eukaryota, Metazoa, Chordata, Mammalia, Chiroptera, Phyllostomidae. Bases 774 to 2201 code for a protein of 475 amino acids. Gene Ontology annotation, molecular function: DNA-binding transcription factor activity, RNA polymerase II-specific; RNA polymerase II cis-regulatory region sequence-specific DNA binding. Gene Ontology annotation, biological process: regulation of transcription by RNA polymerase II; sex differentiation; germ cell development. Gene Ontology annotation, cellular component: nucleus. The transcript has 5 exons. The record is from RefSeq and is a predicted model, not a curated record.